Molecule: messenger RNA, 1098 nt
Organism: Diaporthe citri
Lineage: Eukaryota; Fungi; Ascomycota; Sordariomycetes; Diaporthales; Diaporthaceae
Exons: 2
Coding region: 1-1098 (365 amino acids)
Source: RefSeq, a predicted model, not a curated record
AUGCUACCCACACUGAGAAGCGUGCUCGCCAGAACCAGUACCAUUAACCUGCACCAUACCACGCGCUCAAUUGUUAUGGAUUCCAUCAAGGCGACAGUUUACGAGAACUUUGGCGGAACUAAUUCUCUUGCUCCCAAGGACGAGCAUUUUUCGCUGGACCAAGUCCCUGACCUGAGUGGGAAAGUAGCCAUAGUGACAGGCGGUUCACAAGGCAUCGGCUAUGGCUGCACACGGACCUUGCUCGAGCACAACAUUUCCAAGCUUUUUAUCGUAUCGCAGUCUGCGGAUGUAGUUGGCGAUGCCACCAACUCCAUCAAGGAAGGAUUGGGUGACGCUGCCUCUGCAAAAGUCCAAUGGAAGCAAUGCAACUUGGGGGACUGGAAGGCGGUAAUGCGGACAGCCGACGAAAUCAAAGCCAGCACCGACAGGAUCGAUGUCCUGAUCAACAACGCAGCUAGGGGCAUCAUGACUGCCAAGCUCACACCCUAUGGAAUAGAUGAGCACAUGGCCAUCAACCACUUCGGCCACGUAAUCUUGACCUCGUCUCUUCUACCUAUCAUGAAAGACACGGCGAAAGCAGGACAUACAGUCCGCAUUGUCAACCUAGGCUCAAACGCACAUCAGGCCGCACCAAAAGACACAAAGUUCGCCAGCUUGGAUGAGAUCAACAGAGACAAUGGUCCCAACGGGCAGUAUGGACGCAGCAAGCUGGCUGCAAUGCUCUACGCGCGCUACCUUGCCACCCACCUGACGGCAGAGCACCCCCAGAUCCUGGCGAACAGCGUCCACCCGGGGUUCGUGGACACCAAGGCGUCGACCUUUGACAUCCACGAGGCGUACCCGCUUGGUGGCUACAUGAUGAGCGUCGCCAUGAAGCCGUUCCAGAAGAGCCAGCUUGAAGGGUGCGUCUCGGCAAUGUACGCGGCGACCGCGACGGAGAGGAGCGGAAAGUACAUCUGCGUACCUGCCCGCGUUGAGGAUGGAUCUGAGCUUGCACAGAGCAACGAGUUGGCCGAACAGCUGAUGCGGCUUACGGAGGAAGUAUUGAAGGAAAAGUCCGAAUCUGUGGGCAUGACGUUUCCCUUGAAGUUUUAUUAG